Messenger RNA from Teleopsis dalmanni, 1597 nucleotides. RefSeq lists its product as uncharacterized. Bases 191 to 1570 code for a protein of 459 amino acids. The record is from RefSeq and is a predicted model, not a curated record. Lineage: Eukaryota; Metazoa; Arthropoda; Insecta; Diptera; Diopsidae. The transcript has a single exon.
UACAUAGCUCGCUGUUACCUUCCACACAUAUUUAAAUACAUUCCACAACUUUGACAUAUGUCAUCAAUGGCAGCACUCAAUUGUGAUAUGUCUUUGUGAGCGAAAACACGCAGAUUGUGCGCCAAUUUGAUGUUGACAAUAAUUUUGCAGAAAACUUUUGCUAAUUGAAAAUAUUAAUUAUUGUAAUAAAAUGGCUGCAACGAAAUUAGCAGAAGCGUUGAAUGAUUGCUUAAUCAAUUUUGACAGCCGUAUACUCGUCACUGAUUUGUUGCAAGAAUAUAACUUAUCGUAUGACGAAGUGCACAAAACGUUGGAGGAAUACCUAAAACAACAAGAGAACAAAGGCACAAAAUAUGAAAAGCGUUUUUUGGUACAAGGCUUUGAACAGGAAGGUGAUAAUGAAAUUUAUACUGUCGUUAAAGGUGAAACAAAACUACGCGAAUGGAUGGAAAAGCUUAAAAAUGUUGAAAGCCGAUUGUAUGCAGUUGAGGUGUCUGGCGGUGCCAGGACGCCAGCACAGAUUUUUAAACCAGUCGAAAAAUGUUUAAUAUUGAUUGAUAAUAUGGAGGAGCGUGUGUCUGGAAAUGCAAACAGUUCUCAUUUAAAUGAUAAUGCCCAUACCACGGUUGCUACUACUACAGCCAAAUCGGCGUCAGCUGCUUCGAAAUCUACAAAAGCAAAGAAAGCUGUUCCAUUUACAGGAAGAACUACUACGAUUGCAAGCGCCAAUGUUGUGGAAAAGGAACUUAUUAUAACAGCAGAAACAGAGAAACCUAAGUCCGAUAACAUUGAGCAACCGCCUACUCAAUCUUCACCAAAAAAAACUAAAGCAGUUGCUAAAAAGAAUACUAACAAAUCGCAACCAAUUGCCAUAUCCAAUUUUUUCACUGCGGCUGCAAGAGGAAAACCACCUACAAAACCGGUAACUGAAACUAAACCAACGGCAGUAAAAUGCGAGCAAAGCGGCGGCAGCUCUGACAGCAAAAGUGCAGUUACUUUAACAAAAUCUACAAAACAAGCAGAUGAUAUUAUGAAGCUAUCUUGCACUGAAGGUUCACUAGAGAAGUCGUCAGAAUCCUCUGAUGAAGAAGAAGUCAUCAAUGCAAACAAAGCAAUUGAGAAACAAGCUACCACAAACAAAAGAAGUUAUGUCUUUGAUUCGACCAGUGAACCUACACUAAAGAAGUCAUUAGAAUCCUCUGAUGAAGAAGAAGUCAUCAGUGCAAUGAAAUUGGAUAUCAUCAAUUCAGACAAUGAAACUGAGGAGCAAGCUACCACAAACAAGAGACGUCGUGUCAUUGAUUCCGAUAGCGAUAACGAACCCGAACAAAAACAUGAAAAGAUUGAUGUUAUUGAAGUUGCUGAAGAAGAAGACAACAAGAUUAAUAAAUCGGAAACAUUUUUGGACGAUGAAGACUUUGUGGUAACCGUUAAAUCAAAGGGCAAACCUAGCAAAAAAACAUCGCCACGUUUGAAGCCACCAGCGAAAAUGCCCGCCAAACGUAAACCACCAACAGCAUCUACCAAAACGAAACAAGUAAACAUUACAGAUUUCUUUGGAAAAAAAUAAAUUAAAAUUUCAAGUUAUUGUCCUGUA